Messenger RNA from Salarias fasciatus (jewelled blenny), 3254 nucleotides. It is a transcript of the gene unc119b, whose product is annotated as unc-119 lipid binding chaperone B. Gene Ontology annotation, biological process: cilium assembly; nervous system development; lipoprotein transport. Gene Ontology annotation, cellular component: cilium. The record is from RefSeq and is a predicted model, not a curated record. NCBI's taxonomy places the organism in Eukaryota, Metazoa, Chordata, Actinopteri, Blenniiformes, Blenniidae. The coding region runs from base 70 to 1029 and encodes 319 amino acids. The transcript is spliced from 5 exons. Gene Ontology annotation, molecular function: lipid binding.
AAUAAUUCUUGGCUCCUCUUUCGCAUAGCAAGGAAGGAAACACAAUUAACUCUUUGAUGACCAGACGGGAUGACCCAGACAGCAAACCAUUCACACCCCUUCGGUAACUAUGACAACCCUCUUCGUUCUCAGCCAAUCGUUGCUUCGCUUUUCCGUCUCGCGUACACGUUUCACGCCAUCUUGAAAAACCCCUCCAGUUUGUCAAGUCGCUCCCAAAUUAAAAAAAAAAAAAAGAGGAAAACAUCGCAGCAACUCUUUCUCAUUGUGUCCGCGGUGUUCGGUAUGAACAACCCUCGAAACAAAUUGGCACAGACUGGUGUUACCAAGGUCCAAACGGAGGCGGAAGCCGGCUUAGAGACGAGCCACAGGGAGCGAAAGAGUGCCGGAGGAAUGCUGAAGAAGCUGAAGUCGAGGCGCAACCAGACGGAGAAGUGGCCUGUGGUCACAGAGGAUGAGCUCCGGGCUCUCGGAACAGAUAUCUCCCCCGACCACGUCCUGGGGCUCCGGGCUGUCACGGAAGACUAUCUUUGUCGACCCGAGGACAACAUUUACAACAUCGACUUCACACGUUUUAAAAUCCGAGACCUGGAGACGGGGACGGUGCUGUUUGAGAUCGCCAAACCUCCCAACAGCGCUCCUGUGGAAAGUGAAGAGGAAAGCGGAGACGCAGACUCCAGUGCAGGGCGCUUUGUUCGAUACCAGUUCACACCCGCCUUUCUAAAGCUGCGGACAGUUGGUGCCACUGUGGAGUUCACAGUGGGGGACCGGCCCAUCAACAGCUUUCGUAUGAUCGAGAGACAUUACUUCCAGGGGCGGCUUCUCAAGAACUUUGACUUCGACUUUGGCUUUUGCAUCCCCAACAGCCGCAACACAUGUGAACACAUUUACGAGUUUCCUCAGCUUCCAGACGACCUCAUUCGCCAAAUGGUGGACCACCCUUACGAGACCAGAUCAGACAGUUUCUACUUUGUGGACAACAAACUCAUCAUGCACAACAAGGCAGACUAUGCCUACAAUGGAGGCUUGUAAAAUCUGAAGGGGAAAAUGUGUGCAAUACCUCCAAGGGGUUAAUUUUCCUGGAUGAGACCCCUCCUAAAUGUUCACGUUAGAGGAUCAAAGUAUUUUCUUUCUUUUUUUAAAUUGGACGUGACCUUACUUAAAAAAAACAAACAAAAAAAAGCAACAACAACAAACCACAUCUGCCUUCUCAUGAAAACUGGGAUCCAUCGAUAUUGUACCUCACAGAGCUCAGAUCGUGGGGCUCUGAGGGAUUCGUGUGACUUGUUUUCUGAUUAUUUUUGACUGAAACCUUAUCGUCCUGUAUUUCAGUUGACUGUUUGUGUCACGUUACUGCUCCAACACUUUUGCCUUAAGUUUUGUUGCCGUCUCUGCUGGAUAGGGACACAGGCCUCUCCUUUUGAUGCCUAUAGAUUGUGUCAGUCUUGUUUUCAGUUUUCUUAAGUCCUUAGACGUCAUCAGUGUGUUGUAUAAUUGAGCUACCUGACAGCUGACGACUUUGUUUCCAGUAUGGAAAAGAGAGCAUUACCUAGAUGUCUUACAGUAUUGUUAGUAAUAGAUGACUAUGUAGCAGACGUUGAUAUUGUUUGGUGUCCCGUUCUUCCUUUGAUAACAGUUGUUUCUCCGAUAUUUAAAGCUUGAUAUCCCUCUUCUGUGGUUUAUUAGUGAGUUCACCAAACUGUUGUUGGAAUAUCUUUUAGGAAUGGCAUGCACUCUGUUCAGGAUUGUCAUGUUUUUUUUUUUAGUUGAGAUCUGUUAGUUUCACAAGAACAAAGAAAUUGAUUUCCUCUGCAUUUCAAAUCAUCUUAUUUUUGGUCUGUUUUCUUUAGUAGCUUUUUUUUUUUUUCUUCUUUUAUUCCUCGAAGUCUGAUUUGGUUUAUUUGUCAUUGGAACACUGUGAGUUCUGUUCUGGCGCGCCUGUUUAACUGCUUGCAGUCUAUGCUCUGCUGCUUUGCACUCAGGUUUAAAUGAUGACAGUAGCACAUAACGCGACAGCGCAAAGCGAUGUAAUGUGGAUAAGCAAAUUACUCUAUUUUUUUUUUCUUCUCACAGAAACCCCGCUUGAUUUAUCGUACCAAUGAUAUCACAAAUUUUUCUCCCUCCUUUCAUAAUUUUUGUUAGUUCUAUACACCUGCAUAAUGUCAUGCAGCUUUGCACAACCGCCCUGGAACAAGUCCACCUUAGCUCAGGUACAUUCUGCAGGUUGAGUGUUGUUGUUUUUUGUGGUUGUUCAUUCUAACUAACACUACUGUGUCCUGUGUCAUCUCCUUAACCUGGAUAUCCACAAAUCAUUGGGGAAAAAAAGAUAAAUCGGUUCCUACUUGUAAUGUUAUUUUCCAGCGUAAAUAACAUCAGUUGAUGCGAUUCCAUUUGCUUCAUUAAUUCGAUUUUCAUAUUGUACGUAGAAAAACAAAAAUCAGAGUUUUACUGUAAGAGAGGAAGUGAUCCUGAAAACUUCCUGAGCGCUCAGCAUUGUUUCAAGGCUGCUCGAUGAUUUAAGGGGAACAGUCACUUUUCAGCAGACUGUCUGAGCUUCCUCAUGCUGUACACUGUGACAUCAAUACGUGUGCCUUCAAUCAAGGUGUUGAUUUAAUGUAAGAGAAGAAAAGGUGUUUCUUCUGCAUAUGAGACAAACGAUGGAAGGAAAGACCAAAUGCACUCCACAUAUCUAUGUGAUCUCAGUUUUUCAGGAACAAUAUUUAAUCAAACUUGUAAAGUUUACAUAAAGGAGCAGGUCAGACAGCGCAUCGUGUAGCUUAUUAAUAACCUCACAGGUUGGGAUUUCAACUGGCAACCUGUCCAGGAUGUACCUUGCUCAUGGUUAGCUGGGAUUGUUUCUAGCGCCGCUGAGCAGGUGAAAACGGUAUAGGAGAUGAAUUGAUUGAGGUUUGGGAUUUCAUUCAUACGAUUUUUUUAGCAGCUGUGUAGAACUUAAUUUCCCUCUCAAAUGAAGUGUGUGGAUGUCUCUCUCUCUCUCUCUCUCUCUCGUGCUCACUCGCUGCACUCGUGUUGUUGUAGUUGGGAGGACCGUAACCUUGUUUUGUCAUGAAUUGUAAGUCAUUGGUAUUUUGUCUGAAUGCUUUGAAGUUGGUACAUUUAGUACAUUUGUGCAAAAAGACCGUGUGCCUGACGCAAACGUUGACUGAUUCAUCCUGUAUCUGGCUGAGUGGACUCUACUUUUUGUAUCAGCAGAUUGUACAAAUUCAUCAGAUUUGUUGUAAAUAAAACUGAGUACA